Molecule: messenger RNA, 427 nt
Organism: Hypoxylon fragiforme
Lineage: Eukaryota; Fungi; Ascomycota; Sordariomycetes; Xylariales; Hypoxylaceae
Exons: 3
Coding region: 117-311 (64 amino acids)
Biological process (GO): mitochondrial respiratory chain complex I assembly
Cellular component (GO): mitochondrion
Source: RefSeq, a predicted model, not a curated record
AAAUUCCUUCACAAUAUUGAAAAUAUUGAAAAUAUUGAAAACUUCAUCAGACCUUCAAUGUUCCCAGUUAACAAUCAGCUCACAAUAUUCUUAAGACCAUUUACAUAAUUAAAACAAUGCUACCACGCCAAUGCCAACGCCAGCGACCAAUCCAAAACUUUUAUGCUGCCAUCUCAAAAUGUUCCACUGAGGCAACAUUAUAUGGUAAAUGUGUCGUCGCAGAUUAUAAUUCUGUCCAUAAAGACAAAUGCGCCAGCGAAUUUCUUAGAUUGCAAGACUGUUUGCUGAAAGCAUCGAAACCAACUCGUUAAAUUUUUAUUUUUAUUCUUUUUUUUUUAUUCUAUGAAGGAAGAGGAGGAGGAGGAGGAGGAGGAGGAGAGUUCUACUAUUAGUACAUGUAUAUUUUGGUGGAAGUGUAGAUUAAUAU